UUGUUCACGCACGCGUAUUGGUGGUAUUCCGCUAGGAAUUCUCACCAUUUUCACACCGGUGGAUUGCAAAUCAGAUCGUCAAGCAUGUCAGACGGAGAGGGUUUCGUGGUGCGAGUGAGAGGAUUGCCCUGGUCCUGUUCAGCAGAUGAAGUCCAGAGAUUCUUCUCAGAAUGUAAGAUCGCAAACAACGGCACGAGCAUACACUUCACCUACACAAGGGAAGGGCGGCCGAGCGGAGAGGCGUUUGUGGAGUUUGAAAGCGAGGAAGAUCUCAAGAUCGCAGUGAAGAAGGAUCGAGAAACCAUGGGACACCGUUAUGUAGAAGUCUUCAAAUCCAACAGUGUGGAAAUGGACUGGGUCUUAAAGCACACUGGACCUAACUGUCCAGACACGGCAGGAGACGGCCUGGUCAGACUCCGAGGUCUGCCCUUUGGCUGUAGCAAAGAGGAGAUUGUUCAGUUUUUUGCAGGGUUGGAAAUCGUGCCAAAUGGGAUAACAUUGCCGGUGGACUUCCAGGGGAGGAGUACGGGGGAGGCCUUCGUGCAGUUUGCUUCACAGGAUAUAGCUGAAAAGGCUCUAAAGAAACACAAGGAAAGAAUAGGGCACAGGUACAUAGAGAUUUUCAAGAGCAGCCGCGCGGAGGUGCGUACGCACUACGAGCCGCAGAGGAAGGUGAUGGGGAUGCAGAGGCCGGGACCCUACGACCGGCCGGGCGGCCGCGGCUACAACAGCAUGAGCCGCGGGGUCUCGUUUGAGCGGGUGCGUCGCGGAGGAUAUGGAGGAGAUGGACGUUAUGGGGACGGCGGUUCCUCUUUUCAGAGCACGACCGGUCACUGUGUGCACAUGAGAGGCCUUCCGUACAGAGCCACGGAGACCGACAUCUACAACUUUUUUUCUCCCCUCAACCCAGUGCGCGUGCACGUGGAGAUCGGACCUGACGGGAGAGUAACGGGUGAAGCUGACGUAGAGUUCGCUACGCACGAAGACGCUGUGGCGGCCAUGUCCAAGGACAAAGCUAAUAUGCAACAUCGUUAUGUUGAGCUGUUCCUGAACUCAACAGCAGGGGGCGGCAGCGGUGGAUACGGAGGAAGCCAGUCGUCCUACGGCCACGGCGGUCAGCAGAUGAGCUCCGGGUACAGCGCCGGCGGCGGCUACGGCAACCAGAGCGGGAUGGGAGGAUACGGUGAUUACAUCAGGUAAUCAGGGCGGAAUGGGGAGCAGCUACUACGGCGGUGGAAGCCGAGGGUCGAUGGGGAUGAACGGCCUGAACAGCAGCAUGGGCGGAGGAUGGGGAAUGUAGCCACGCCCACCCCCACCCCCGACCGCCAUCUAAUUAAGCUCCCCGGUUUAAUGUCUCUCCAUGAUUUCAUUUGCUUUCCUUUUGUUAAUUUUAAUUUUUUUAUUUUUAUUGAGCUUAAAUGUUUUACUUAAGUGAAAAGCUUGUAAUAUUAAUUAUUAUAGUUUUUUGUUUUUGUAUUAAAAGUGAAGUACAUUUCUGGACGUUAGUUUAGCAGUGAGAAAGUCAGUCUUUAUUUGCACAUAAAUGACCACGUUUCUCUUCUAAACAUAAGGAAGGAAAAAUGUCCUGGUGUCCAGUGAGACGCUGAUCGUAUCGCACGGUUGUAAGAGAACUAAGGACGUGACUGUACCGUCCAACAGACGCAUGCGAAAAAAAGCGGAAGUGGUCGAUCAUGUCUUUUUUUUUUUUUUUUUUAAACUUUUCUUUCUUUGCUUUUUUUUUUUUUUUUGGAGGAAUAGACGUCUGAUAGACGUCCGGUUUUCCGUUUUUGCACAAACAAGCUGAUGUUUUUUUUAAUUUUUUGCUGGAUCAGUGUUUAUUAAAAUCUGUAUCAUUACAUGAAAAACAUUCGUGAUCGCAACUUGAACUUGUAUCUUUUUAAGAAAACUUCUUUUAGCAUAGUGCUACAAGAUCAGUGUUAGAAUUUUCUUAGACGAUUAUGUAGAAACAUUUCCAUUUGUUUCUGUUACACUUUGCUUUUUCUUAAUUCCUUAUAUGUUUAAAUAACAUCAGAAAGAUGGAAGCUUUGAGGUGAUGCCACAAACAAAACCCUGACUGGUCAGAGUAAAAACAAAAAAGAGAAAAAAAAAGUUAUGCACUGUUUUGUCAUUUUAUUCCGAAAAGAUCAUUAAA
Clarias gariepinus (North African catfish) is the source of this 2152-nucleotide messenger RNA. RefSeq names its product heterogeneous nuclear ribonucleoprotein H1 (gene hnrnph1). Bases 85 to 1200 code for a protein of 371 amino acids. Lineage: Eukaryota; Metazoa; Chordata; Actinopteri; Siluriformes; Clariidae. Gene Ontology annotation, cellular component: ribonucleoprotein complex; nucleoplasm. The record is from RefSeq and is a predicted model, not a curated record. Gene Ontology annotation, molecular function: RNA binding. The transcript is spliced from 11 exons. Gene Ontology annotation, biological process: regulation of RNA splicing.